AAUUGUAUUUCUUUGUUUCAUCGAUAGUUCUGUUAAUUAGAUAACAAAUCAUUUUGACCAAAUCAUUAAUAACAUGAAGGUGAUCGUCAAAAGCUGGACAGGCGUUGCAACUUGGAGAUGGAUUGCUAAUGAUGACAAUUGUGGAAUUUGUCGAAUGCCAUUUGACGCCAGCUGUCCGGACUGCAAGACUCCUGGUGAUGAUUGUCCUUUAGUUUGGGGUCAGUGCUCUCACUGUUUUCACAUUCACUGCAUCAUGAAGUGGCUUCACUCCCAGCAAACCAGCAGUUUGUGCCCAAUGUGUCGUCAAGAAUGGAAGUUUAAAGAAUAAUAAGAAGACAUCGCACGGGCUUCCCUCAGUUGUCAGCACUCAGUUUAUCAAAGGUAAGAAUUCACAAUUAAUUCGAUUCAAAGGCUAUCCGCGAGACAUUCGACAGAAAAAAAAUGAAAUUUAAUAAACCAGUUCCAACAAAACAAAUAUCCAGAAUGCAGUGAAACAAGUACUCGCGUUACUCUUCAUACCGUGUAUUUCUGCUCGAUGUUGCGUGACGAGCUAAUCAACAAAAUAAAUGUGUGCAUUUGAAAUAGUUGAAUUUUAAAGUGACAUACCAAGGCAGUGAUCAAAGCAGGUGUGAUUAAUUCAGUCAUAAAUUAAUAAACGAAUGCCAAUAUCCGAGGUCAUAGCUGUUUAUUGAAUCAUAUAUUAUGAGCAAGAAUAUUGCGAGAAUAUUUUCAAUAAACUCAAUUUGCCAAAUUUUUCAAAUUUAUAUAGAAAUCAAAAUAAU
Messenger RNA from Fopius arisanus, 782 nucleotides. It is a transcript of the gene lmgA, whose product is annotated as lemming A. Gene Ontology annotation, cellular component: nucleus; anaphase-promoting complex. Lineage: Eukaryota; Metazoa; Arthropoda; Insecta; Hymenoptera; Braconidae. Bases 74 to 328 code for a protein of 84 amino acids. The transcript has 3 exons. Gene Ontology annotation, biological process: anaphase-promoting complex-dependent catabolic process; positive regulation of mitotic metaphase/anaphase transition; protein ubiquitination. Gene Ontology annotation, molecular function: ubiquitin protein ligase activity; zinc ion binding; cullin family protein binding. The record is from RefSeq and is a predicted model, not a curated record.